GUGUAGAGGCGGAGUGAGACACGGUUAAACCCUUAAAGGGCUUUCUUUGCUGCUAACUUACUAACAAAACGAUUGCUGCCGUGCAAUUGACGUAGCUUGACGUUAGCAUGCUGACUUCAGCCACUAACAUUACGUUUAUCACAUAAAUUCAACUGGAUGCUGACAGUCACUUGGGUGGGGCCGACGCGGAUGACAGUACACGGGAGCAGAGCCCUGGGAUAAACCACACCGCUCAGGAUCAGGGGUUAGGAAAGGUGGGGAGGGGGGAGGGGGGGGGCGGAUUGUCGGUAAAGCCAUGACCAAGUCCGAGUCGAAGAAAAGCAGCGUGGCCGCAAUCAAGUACGCCACAGCCGCAGCCGCAUCCGCCGCCGAGCAGGUCAAGAACGGAUCCGUCGAGUCGGGCAGUCCGGAUCACAGCAGUCAGACGAAAGCCAGUGUGAUGAAGCAGACCUCCAGGGAGAGCCUACACUGGAAAAACUCGGAGAGCGAAGUGUUUGAUGACGGGACCAACACCUUUUUCUGGCGAGCCCAUACUGUGACAGUGCUGUUUAUCCUGACCUGUGCUUUGGUCUACGUCACGCUGCUGGAAGAGACUCCGCAGGACACGGCCUUCAACACCAAGAGAGGGAUUGUGGCAAGCAUCCUGGUGUUCCUCUGUUUUGGAGUUACUCAAGCCAAAGAUGGACCCUUCACCAGACCACAUCCAGCGUACUGGAGAUUCUGGCUGUGUGUCACCGUCGUCUACGAGCUGUUCCUGAUAUUUAUUCUCUUCCAGACUGUGCAUGAUGGCCGACAGUUCAUGAAGUACAUUGACCCAAAGCUUGGCGUUGCCCUCCCUGAGCGCGACUAUGGAGGAAACUGCCUCAUGUACGACCCGGGAAACACCACCGACCCCUUCCACAACAUCUGGGACAAGAUGGAUGGCUUUGUUCCAGCUCACUUCCUGGGAUGGUAUAUCAAGACUCUGAUGAUUCGCGAUUGGUGGAUGUGUAUGAUAAUCAGUGUCAUGUUUGAGUUCCUGGAAUACAGCCUGGAGCACCAGUUACCUAACUUCUCUGAGUGCUGGUGGGACCAUUGGAUCAUGGAUGUGUUGGUGUGUAAUGGUCUGGGGAUCUACUGCGGCAUGAAGACCCUGGCCUGGUUGUCGAUGAAGCCCUACCAGUGGCAGGGCCUGUGGAACAUUCCUACAUACAAGGGGAAGAUAAAGCGUAUUGCAUUCCAGUUCACACCGUACAGUUGGGUGAAGUUUGAGUGGAAACCUGCGUCAAACCUUCGCCGCUGGCUUGCUGUGUUAGGCAUCAUCUUUAUGUUCCUCCUGGCAGAGCUGAACACCUUCUACCUGAAGUUUGUGUUGUGGAUGCCUCCUGAACAUUACCUGGUGCUGCUCCGUCUCGUCUUCUUUGUCAACGUGGGAGGUGUGGCCAUGCGGGAAAUCUACGACUUCAUGGACGACCCGAAGUUCCACAAGAAGCUGGGGCAGCAGGCGUGGCUGGUGGCGGCCAUCACCGUGACGGAGUUCCUCAUCGUGGUCAAGUAUGACCCCAACACCAUCAUGCUGCCCAUCCCCUUCUCCGUCACGCAGUGCUGGUUUUUAGGAAUUAUUCUAAUCUUCACCUGGACCCUGUGGAGGUUCUUCAUCCGUGACAUCACACUGCGUUACAAAGAGACCCGCCGACGCAAACAGGAAGUCCCCACAGACCGAGAGCGUCCUCUUGGCAAUGGCAGCACAUCCACCCCAUCUGGGCGGAGCAAACUGAACGGCAGCUCAGAGACAGUCCGUCAAAGGAAAUCCUGAAGGUCAGCCGCAGCCGUCCGAUCUGCUGCAGCUGAAGGGUGAGAGAAAGAGGUUUUGAGAAGACUGAAAGAAGCACAUUUAGAGGCAAACAGAUGGACACAUGUACGUGCUGUGUAGACUUUUAUUGUGCCUACAUGAAACCAAGUAAUCAUUCAACAGAGAGGAGGGGUAGAAGGGGCAGUUUUCAUUCAGUGCAUUGUAUAGUUAUUGUCUUACUACAGGGAUUUACCUCAUUCUAUUUUUUAUGAAAAUAUUCGGGGAAUUAUACACAGGAGUAAGUACAUUGUUUGUGUUAUUUAUAUGUUAGUUUGGUUGCCGGGUGACAAGGGAAGAAAAAGCUGAAUCAAAGAUAUGUAAAAAAAAAUAAAGAGGCUCAUUAAGGUGAGCGUGGGAGCGGAGACUCUUGACCAAUCAUUUUUUUCAGCAAUUACAAUUUUCCAAGCUGCACUUGUCUUAAAAAACACAAAAACAAGAGAAGACGUCAGAAACAUGUCAGCCACUGUAAAUAGGCUUCCUUGUGUGUUGUGCAGUACAGGUGAGAGAGCAGAGUAUUUGGAGCAGUGAGGGAUUUUCAGAGGUCACUUAUGUUCUGUAUGAACCAGGGAUUUUGGUCACACUAUUGCCAUGCAGAAGAUAAAGUAGAACUCAGUUAAUGACACAUUUCUUUUCUUUCUUUUUUUUGUUUGGUUCAAAAUAAACUUCUUUUUUUUCUAUUGAUUUCUAUGCAUUGUUGACAGUUCAUAGCACUCUUGUCUUAGCCUUGGUUCAAAGAUCAUGAUGCAUUGUUAGUACGUGUGGGAGACAGCGUCAGCUUUUGAUUUACAGUUCAGGUUUCCUUGCCGCACUGAGUGCAGAGGUCCUGCUGAGGAUCCUCCUUCAGUCUGACACAGAUGAAGAACUGCCCCAUAGCCUUGAUCUCCUUUGUCCCUGAAAUGAGCGACAACUUUGUGUAGAAAAAAAAUCAAAUUAAAAAAAGCUCAAGAUGUACCAUACUCGCUGAUAUUAUACAUGAUAUAUGGGAUAAAGUUUGGGUGUUUUGUUUUUUUUGUAGAUGUUUUAUUAUUUCUCUAGGUUGAAUGGAUCGAUUAUAAACACUAGAUAGUACUUCAGUUCCUUUUUGUAAAAAUAAGGUGCUGAGCAGCACUCUAAUGAACACUUCCAUGACAAUCACACUGACAGGAAGCUGUGCUCCUAUAGGUCAAGACAUUUUGGCUCACAUACAGCAGAUAAUCCUCCGUUUCAGCCCGGCUGUAAAAUAAUGCUGGGCUCGACUGACGGCUGAGCAGAGCUCGAAUUAAAAGUGUGAUUCUGUUUUAUGCCAAACAUUUUUAUUGAACACUUACAUUUUAAUUGAUCAGAUGUUCUGCAGUGGCUGAAAUUAAAGUAUAAAAAAAAAUGAAGCUGCUUUUUCAGAUGGAGGGAAAUGAAGGUUUAGGUUUGUGCUCGCCUCAGUUUUGGGAAGAGAAGUCACUUUUUCCAGCUCUGUGGGGGUCGCCAUAUUGCACAUGCAACAAAGCCAAAGCUUAGAUUUCAUUCUUGCUAAAGCCAUAAAUGCCAGCCAGACUCACCUGAGCUUUCAACCCGCUGCUAAACCUCAUUUAGGACUCUUUUCAAUUACAACAAAGUCCCAAAGCCACCGGGACCCUCCACGUCAGCAUCCAGGUUUUUUUAAAUGACACAACAGGGAUUUACACCUUCACACCAUCUUUUCUCCAGCACCUUCUUUAUUCCUGCUUCUUGAAUGUCUCUCCGUCUGUAAAUGGAGUCAUCUCAGUGAAUUGUAUUUCCUUAAGAGUUAAAAUGUUAAAUGUAAAGCCGGAAAGUUAUUAAACUAUUGAAAUGAAUAAUUGAUAGGUUCAGUGAUUUUUUUUUAUUUUUUUUAAACCCCGCCCCCUGCCUCGCCCCCCAAAUAUUGUCCUUAUACACUUUUUAGAAUGUGCUGACUCUCCUUAUCUUGUAUGAUGACUAAAUGUCUUUCACUUUUGAAUUGUGGCUUUAAAACACCAAAUUUGGAUUCGACCAAAUUAAAGAAAUUGUAACUCUGACCCCAUUUUUCACUUUUUUCUUUUUUUAGAAUAAAGGUUGAUCAAUGAGUCUGUAAACUAUCAGUAUAUUAUUGAUAAUGUAAGUAAUAGUUAAAUGUUAUGAACUUUCAUUAUGAUACGAAUAUAAGCUUGAACAAAAAACAUGCAGAGUUAAACCCUUGAUUUGUGUGUCAGUCUGCUGAAACAUUCACUCAAAACCAUUCAGUCUUUGUAUCAGAGAAUCAGUUGUGCAUUUUGUGUGUUACUCAUUGCGUGUCAUUGCGUGACGAGACACAAUCUGUGCAUCGUGCUGCAAAAUGUCCGGUUUUAAACUAGGCUGUUCAUACUUUAAUGACCAUGUUGUGAAUCUCUCCUGAAUGUAAAUCCAGCACAAUCUGCUGUCCAAAUGAGUCAUCAUACAUCAGCUUAUUUGGUGGAAAAAACAAACGCUAAAGUGUUGUUUAUCAUUUAUGCAAAGGCUAAUUCAUAUGUUCAAGCAGCCUUCAGAUGUUGUCUUUUCUGCAUACAGUCACAGCUGUGAAAGUUAACCUAAAAUCCAUGUUUAGUUCAGAAGUGUGUACUAGUUUGUGAACCUGGUAGGAGUUGAGGCAUUUUGUUUAUUCCCUCCCCUACACACAUUUCACACAUGUGCUGAGGAUUAACUGGGUACCAGUCUAUGCCUUGCAUUUGUUGAGAUGCUUUCGUUGGAAAUAACAGAAGACUGAAACCCAACCCGAGUCAUGACUUUGCACAUCAGCUCUGGAAUCACAAAAGAAUCCAGAAACCUGGCUAAUGAAUGAGAUGUUAGGAACUGGUCCCCCUCCACUUAAAAGACCUUUUUCCUUUGGCGUGUUUGAGGGUUCAGUGUAGUUUCACCUGCAGCCACAUGGGGGCAGUGAUUGUCCUUGACUGAUCAUUCGCAAACUUGCUGUAAAAGCCAUUUUCAACAUCGUUUGUGUAAAUGUAAAUAUGUUCAAGAUCAUGCAAACUGAAACAUGCUGCUGCAUCACAUAAUUUUAUAAUGUUUUCAAUAAAAUCGACCAGAAAACAUGAAA
Labrus mixtus (cuckoo wrasse) is the source of this 4874-nucleotide messenger RNA. RefSeq names its product phosphatidylserine synthase 2 (gene ptdss2). NCBI's taxonomy places the organism in Eukaryota, Metazoa, Chordata, Actinopteri, Labriformes, Labridae. The record is from RefSeq and is a predicted model, not a curated record. The transcript is spliced from 13 exons. Gene Ontology annotation, molecular function: L-serine-phosphatidylethanolamine phosphatidyltransferase activity. Gene Ontology annotation, biological process: phosphatidylserine biosynthetic process. Bases 296 to 1795 code for a protein of 499 amino acids.